This is a messenger RNA of Hymenoscyphus albidus, 665 nucleotides long. The record is from the annotation of a GenBank genome assembly. Lineage: Eukaryota; Fungi; Ascomycota; Leotiomycetes; Helotiales; Helotiaceae.
AUGUACACAGCUUCUGUGAGUUUCAUUCAGUCGUUCAAAAAUUAUAGUUAUCCCCUUGAGAUUUCCGUUCGAAUGAAUUUUAAGACAAUUCAAUACAUUUCUGUUGCCCAUUCUCAAGUUUAGGUGUCUUCUAAUGCAGUACUAAUAUGUGAAUAGUUCGCCUUCUUCGAGGCGUUAUGGGAGGUGAGCUUGACUAAUCUCUCGCCCCAAACAUAUAACUUGAUAAAUAACAAUUCUCCAGGCGGGCAUCACCCAUUGCUUUGUCAAUCUAGGCUCCGAUCACCCCUCCAUCCUAGAGGCGAUGGUAAAAGGACAACAAGAGAAUGAUGGCCAAUUCCCACGAAUAAUCACAUGUCCCAACGAGGUACGGCAUUCCAUCAAAAGCUCUUUGAACCACGUGGGAACUAAAACCAUCGAAAUAGAUGGUAGCUCUUUCCAUGGCCGACGGCUUCGCCCGUCUCACCCGCAAACCGCAAUGCGUAAUAGUCCACGUAGACGUAGGAACGCAAGGGCUGGGAGCCGCAAUCCACAACGCCUCAUGCGGACGAGCCCCCGUCCUGAUAUUCGCGGGUAUCUCCCCCUUCACGAUAGAAGGCGAGAUGCGAGGUUCGAGAACCGAGUACAUCCAUUGGAUCCAGAUGUUCCCAAUCAGCAGGAAAUCGUGA